AUGCGGCGACCCGAUAUAUCGCCGUCCGGCGCUGCGUUAGCGUCAUUGCUGGCUCUUGCAGCUCCUACAUCGGCCUUUUACUUCCCAGGCACCGCGCCAACAUCGUACAAAGAGGGCGACGCCGUACCGCUGUACGUAAAUCGCCUUACACCCGCCGACUCCCAAUACGACCCGAAGCUCCGCUCCGUCUUCUCCUUCGAUUACUACCAUGAGCCCUUCCACUUCUGCCAGCCAGAAGGCGGACCGAAAGAAAUACGCGAAAGUCUAGGGAGCAUAUUGUUUGGCGACAGGAUACAAACGAGUCCAUUCGAGCUGCGCAUGGGCAAGAAUGAGACGUGCAAAGCGCUGUGUGAGGCGACAUACCAGCCAGAAGAUGCUGUGUUUGUGAACAAGCGGAUUUACCAAGGCUACGACCUGAACUGGUUAAUAGACGGACUGCCAGCAGCACAAUUGCUGAUGGAUCCAAAUACAGAAGAGGCAUUUUACAGCCCUGGCUUCGCGCUGGGGCAGGUUGGCGACGACAGCCCGGAAUUCAACAACCACUACGACAUCAUAAUCGACUACCACGAGGCGAGCGCGAACAAUUUCAGGGUCGUGGGCGUGUUGGUGGAUCCCUACUCGUUGCGCGACUCGAAGAUGCUGGGAGACGGAAAGGCGCAAUGUGGCAGCAUGAACGACGCUGUUGUGCUGAAUGAGAACGCGGAGAACAAGGUCACUUUUACCUACGACGUAUACUGGCGACUGAGCCCAACGCCCUUCGCCACGAGAUGGGACAAUUAUCUCCACGUAUACGACCCGAAGAUCCAUUGGUUCUCGCUCGUCACCUCCGCGGUGUUUGUGGUCUUCCUGGUUGCCACGGUCAGCACGAUCCUAGUACGGACGCUCAAGAAGGAUAUCGCUAGGUACAACCGCCUGGACCAAUUCGCGCUCGAGGACUUCGGUGAGAAUGGCGAUGUUGAGGACGGCGUAGCUGAGGACUCCGGUUGGAAGUUGGUACACGGAGAUGUGUUUAGGCCGCCGAAGAACCCGCUUUUGCUGUCUGUACUUGCUGGCAAUGGAGCUCAGCUCUUUGCCAUGACUGCAUUGACAAUCGCAUUCGCCCUCCUCGGCUUCCUCUCUCCCAGCAACCGCGGCGCCCUCGGCACUGUCAUCAUCAUCUUCUAUACCCUAUUCGGCUCAGUUGGCGGCUACGUCGCAGCCCGCACCUACAAAUUCUUCAACGGUGAAGCAUGGAAAAUACUAUUCAUUGCCACUCCUUUUGCUCUUCCCGGCCUCGUCUUCGCCGUCUUCUUCCUCCUCAACCUUUUCGUCUGGGGUCGCGGUGCAUCAGGCGCAGUUCCAUUCACGACCAUGCUGGUAGUUGUCAUCAUCUGGUUCAUCAUCUCCGUGCCUCUGAGCAUCGCCGGUAGCUGGUUGGGAUUCAAACAAGCCGCAUUCGAACCACCUGUCCGCACGAACCAAAUUCCCCGCCAGAUUCCUCCCGCGGACGGUUACCUUCGCCCCCUUCCCUCCAUGGCUCUGGCUGGUGUCCUUCCAUUUGGCGCCAUCUUCGUCGAGCUCUACUUCAUCAUGAACUCGAUCUGGUUCAACAAGGUUUACUACAUGUUUGGCUUCCUGUUCCUCUGCUUCGGGCUCAUGAUUAUCACUGCAGCUGCUGUAACCGUGAUCACGAUUUACCUCCUACUAUGUGCCGAGAACUACCAUUGGCAGUGGAGAAGCUUCUUCACGGCUGGUGCAAGCGCUGGGUACGUUUUCCUCAGCUGCUUGCUCUACUGGGUCAAGGACGUUAGCUGGACUAGCUGGACGAGCGGAGUAGUAUAUCUCGGAUACAGUGCUCUUUUGAGUAGUUUGGUGUUUGUGCUUACUGGCACAAUUGGCUUCUUCGCAAGCUGGCUUUUUGUCAUGAAAAUCUACAGAUCUAUCAAAGUUGAUUAA
Molecule: messenger RNA, 1935 nt
Organism: Parastagonospora nodorum SN15
Lineage: Eukaryota; Fungi; Ascomycota; Dothideomycetes; Pleosporales; Phaeosphaeriaceae
Exons: 3
Coding region: 1-1935 (644 amino acids)
Biological process (GO): vacuolar transport; protein localization to membrane
Cellular component (GO): endosome; fungal-type vacuole membrane
Source: RefSeq, a predicted model, not a curated record